GGGAGGGGUGCUGAGGCCGCAGCCGGCACUACUUCCCUGCCAGCAGCUUCAUUGUGUGCGCGAGGAGCGAGCGGCGGCGGAGAGCGGGCGAGCGAGCAGCAGCCCGAGCGCGCCGUGGAGAGCGAGCGCGUCGGGGAGGGUGCGAGGCGGCGCCCGCGGCUGCGCUCCCCCGCCUCCCGGCAACUCUGCCCCAGCACCGCGCGCCGUGCGCGCCGUCCCGCCGCCGCCGCCGCCGCCGCCGCCGCCAGCGCCGGGGCCCCGCCGGCUGCCGUCGCAGGCAGGGGUCUGGUCCGGGCAGGGGUCCCCUCCCGGGGACUGGGGCAUCCUGGUGCAGCCGAGAGGCGCGGAGCCCGCCGGGGGCGGCAAUCGCGCCGCAGCGCCCGCUCGCUGAACUGCGUGGGCAGGCGGGCAUUGGGGCUCCAGGGCGCUCCGAGGGCAGGGUGCCCAGACUUCUCCGGGGAGCCCCAAUUCCGUGGAGCGUCCAGAGCGAGCGCGCCCCAGCCCCACCGGACCUUGCGCUCAUCCCCCGCGUACCCCACUUCUACACAAACUUUUCUGACACCCUCACCCGUGGGGGUCGCGGAGAGCGCUGGGCUGCCCGUUGGGCUCCUGCCCCGCCGGACCCUAGCCACGCUUGACCUCCUGCCUCUCGUGGCCUCAGUGGCGACCUCUCCAGGCCGGGCCGGGCACGGCACCCCAGGCGAGCGCGGCAACGACCGCUGCUCUCCGAAGGCUCCCGCGCCCCCCGGGGCAGCUGGGCGGGGUAAUGCCCUCGGUGAUGGAGAAGCCGAGCGCGGGCUCCGGGAUCCUGUCCCGCAGCCGGGCCAAGACGGCGCCCAACGGCGGACAACCCCACUCGGAGGAUGACAGCAGCGAGGAGGAGCACUCGCACGACAGCAUGAUCCGCGUUGGAACCAAUUACCAGGCCGUAAUUCCGGAGUGCAAGCCUGAGAGCCCCGCACGCUACAGUAACAAGGAGCUGAAGGGGAUGUUGGUGUGGUCGCCCAACCACUGUGUGUCAGAUGCCAAGCUUGACAAGUACAUUGCGAUGGCCAAGGAGAAGCAUGGUUACAACAUCGAGCAGGCACUGGGCAUGCUCCUGUGGCAUAAGCACGACGUAGAGAAGUCUCUGGCUGACCUGGCCAACUUCACCCCGUUCCCGGACGAGUGGACGGUAGAGGACAAGGUGCUGUUUGAACAGGCCUUUGGCUUCCAUGGCAAAUGUUUCCAGCGGAUCCAGCAGAUGCUGCCUGACAAGCUGAUUCCCAGCCUGGUGAAGUAUUACUACUCUUGGAAGAAGACCCGCAGCCGGACCAGUGUGAUGGACAGACAGGCUCGGCGGCUGGGGGGCCGAAAGGACAAAGAAGACAGUGAUGAGCUUGAAGAGGGACGAGGAGCCGUGAGUGAGGGGGAGCCGGACGCUGGAGACCCCAAGAGAGAGCCUCUGCCCUCUCGGCCCCUGAAUGCCCGCCCAGGUCCAGGAAAGAAGGAGGCCCAGGGGUCUCAGUACCGCCACCAUCCGCUGCGAACUCGGCGGCGCCCUCCCAAGGGCAUGUACCUGAGCCCUGAGGGCCUCACUGCCGUGUCGGGGAGCCCGGACCUUGCCAACCUCACACUUCGAGGCCUCGACUCCCAGCUCAUCUCCCUCAAGCGCCAGGUGCAAAGCAUGAAGCAGACCAACAGCAGCCUCCGCCAAGCCCUGGAGGGGGGCAUCGAUCCACUCCGCCCCCCUGAGGCCAACACCAAGUUCAACUCCCGCUGGACCACGGAUGAGCAGCUUUUGGCAGUACAAGCCAUCCGUAGGUAUGGCAAAGACUUUGGGGCUAUUGCAGAGGUGAUUGGGAACAAGACUCUGACCCAGGUGAAGACCUUCUUUGUGAGCUACCGGCGCCGCUUCAAUCUGGAGGAGGUGCUGCAGGAAUGGGAGGCCGAGCAGGAUGGGGCCCCUGGAGCCCCCCCGGUCCCCAUGGAGGAGGCUAGGAGAGGGGCUCCCUUGCCAGCCCCAGCUCUGGAGGAAGACGAUGAGGUCCAGAUUACAUCUGUGUCGACAUCAGGACCCCGAUCGGGGCCCCCUGCGCCGCCCCCUCCUCCGCCUCCCACCUCGCUGUCCCAGCCACCGCCACUGCUGAGGCCACCUUUGCCCACGGCUCCCACCCUGCUCCGCCAGCCACCCCCACUCCAGCAGGGCCGCUUCCUCCAGCCCCGGCUGGCCCCCAACCAGCCCCCACCACCUCUCAUCCGCCCUGCCCUGGCUGCCUCCCGCCACGGUGCCCGCCCGGGCCCUCAGCCCGCACCCACCCUGGCUGGAGCCCCCCUGGAGCCUCCAGCACCCUCGCUCUGAGCCCCGAGGCCUUCCGCCAGCCGGAGGCUCCAGAACCCACCCCUUUGCCGGACGUCCUCGGGGACCUCCAGCUUCACUGAGGACAGAAGAGACUAGAGCUCUCGCCAGGUCUUUCGAAGACCCAGCGCUGCUGACGGGGGCACAGCCUGGACCCCCGCGGGUUCUGCACGUCUUUCUGGCAGCCAGCCUGUCUCCACCCCCUCCCCAGCCAGUGUCUGGGGCCUUCUGAGCUGGCCCGAGGGUACUUUUCCUGGCUGGGACUGGAAUGGCUGCCUCCUAGUCUGCCAGGGCCUGGCCUAGGGGUCCUGCCCUUCGUGCGUAGGGGGUAGUGACCAUAGCCUGGGGGUGGGGGAGAGGACAGUUUAGUGUGUUGGCUGUUCUUCCUCUUCCCCUUCUUUUAGCAAUAAGUCUGGGGUGAGGUGGGGAGGGAGCUGGAGGGGGGAAGUGGGCAGAGAGGUUCCUUGGGGCCUGACAGCAGCAGAGGCUGAAGAGGUAGCUCUCCAGUCUUCAGGGGGCCGGGUGGAAAGUGCUGAGGAGCUCUGAGGGUGCCCACUGUGCCCACCGCCCAAAAGCUUAGAGAAAGGAGGGUUGGGAACAUAUGCAGACAUGGGUUUAUUUUUCAAUGUUUUUAAAAAAUAAAUAAAACCUUCAAGCUCA
Balaenoptera acutorostrata (minke whale) is the source of this 2998-nucleotide messenger RNA. It is a transcript of the gene RCOR2, whose product is annotated as REST corepressor 2. Gene Ontology annotation, biological process: negative regulation of DNA-templated transcription; regulation of transcription by RNA polymerase II. Gene Ontology annotation, molecular function: transcription corepressor activity. The transcript is spliced from 12 exons. Bases 767 to 2341 code for a protein of 524 amino acids. The record is from RefSeq and is a predicted model, not a curated record. Lineage: Eukaryota; Metazoa; Chordata; Mammalia; Artiodactyla; Balaenopteridae. Gene Ontology annotation, cellular component: transcription regulator complex; histone deacetylase complex.